Molecule: messenger RNA, 2966 nt
Organism: Peromyscus eremicus (cactus mouse)
Lineage: Eukaryota; Metazoa; Chordata; Mammalia; Rodentia; Cricetidae
Gene: Bmp5
Product: bone morphogenetic protein 5
Exons: 7
Coding region: 1-1365 (454 amino acids)
Biological process (GO): SMAD protein signal transduction
Cellular component (GO): extracellular region
Molecular function (GO): cytokine activity; growth factor activity
Source: RefSeq, a predicted model, not a curated record
AUGCGUUGGACUGUAUUUUUACUUAGGGGUAUUGUGGGCUUCCUCUGGAGCAGCUGGGUUCAAGUGGGUUGUGCAAAAGGAGGUUUGGGAGACAAUCAUGUUCACUCCAGUUUUAUUUAUAGAAGACUGCGGAACCAUGAAAGACGGGAAAUACAGAGGGAAAUUCUCUCUAUUUUGGGUUUGCCUCACAGACCCAGGCCGUUCUCACCUGGAAAACAGGCAUCUUCUGCACCCCUCUUUAUGCUGGAUCUGUACAAUGCCAUGGCCAGCGAGGAGAAUCCUGAAGAGUCGGAAUACUUGGUGAGGGUAUCCCUGGCAGGAGAGGCCAAGGAGGCAAGAAAGGGGUACCCAGCCUCUCCCAAUGGGUAUGCUCACCGUGUGCAGUUAUCUCCAAGGAUUCCUCUCACUACCCAGAGCCCCCCUCUCGCCAGCCUACACGAUACCAACUUUCUGAACGAUGCUGACAUGGUCAUGAGCUUUGUCAAUUUAGUUGAAAGAGACAAGGACUUUUCUCAUCAGAGAAGGCAUUACAAGGAAUUUCGGUUUGAUCUGACCCAGAUUCCACACGGAGAAGCAGUGACAGCGGCUGAAUUCCGGAUCUAUAAGGACAAAAGCCACCAUCGAUUUGAAAAUGAAACAAUUAAGAUUAGCAUCUAUCAGAUCAUCAAGGAAUACACAAAUAGGGAUGCAGAUCUUUUCCUGUUGGACACGAGGAAGACACAAGCUUUGGAUGUGGGUUGGCUUGUCUUCGAUAUCACUGUGACCAGCAACCAUUGGGUGAUUAACCCACAGAAUAAUUUGGGUUUACAGCUCUGUGCAGAGACGGGGGAUGGACGCAGCAUUAAUGUAAAAUCUGCUGGCCUUGUGGGAAGACAUGGACCUCAGUCAAAACAGCCGUUCAUGGUGGCCUUCUUCAAGGCAAGUGAGGUACUUCUUCGAUCCGUGAGAGCAGCCAGCAAACGGAAAAAUCAAAACCGCAAUAAAUCCAGCUCUCAACAGGACCCCUCCAGGAUGCCCAGUGCUGGAGAUUAUAAUACCAGUGAACAAAAACAAGCCUGCAAGAAGCAUGAACUCUAUGUGAGUUUCCGGGAUCUGGGAUGGCAGGAUUGGAUUAUAGCACCCGAAGGGUAUGCUGCAUUUUAUUGUGAUGGAGAAUGUUCUUUUCCACUUAAUGCUCAUAUGAAUGCCACCAACCAUGCCAUAGUCCAGACCCUGGUACACCUGAUGUUUCCUGACCACGUUCCCAAACCUUGUUGUGCUCCAACCAAACUAAAUGCUAUCUCUGUUCUGUACUUUGAUGAUAGCUCCAAUGUCAUUCUGAAGAAAUACAGAAACAUGGUAGUACGUUCUUGUGGCUGCCACUAGAACUGACUGUGGUAAUAACAAAACUGAUCUGUAUUAUUUUCAUGACUGCAAUAAAAAAGCAGAUAAAUGGAGACUUUCUUAAAAUCUGCCCAGGCCAUUUCAUCUCUCUAUGUAUAAUAUUAUGUAUAUACACUUUUUAUUUAUUUAAAAAUAUGUAUUCUCUUUUGGUUGCCUUACCAGUAAAAUCUGUUUUAAAGGUUCCUAUAUUAUAUAACAGAUUCCUACUCUAACUUUUGAUGGGGUGUGCUGAGUCCAGCUUAAUUCUAUGUCAACAUUUUCCCCAAUACUAUUAUAAAUAGUUUUCUGAUAUUAAGUAGAACUCCUUUGACAGUUUAAUGUUGUUGAAGGGAAAUGAAUACAUUUGGUUAUAUUGCACCAAUGAAAACUAAAAUAGAAUAUUUAGAAAUAAAAUUUUAAAAACUAGCAACCCAAACUAAAAAAAACAAAAAAACAUUGCUUGGCUAAAUGAAUAUUUUCUUUUAGCACUUAUGCUUUAUUGGCUAAAGUAAAAUGUUGAACUGGGUUUGAAUAAAUAGACGGUAGGCAGGACACAGGAGCUGCAGGACUGCAUAAUUGUUCGAACUGUUCUCAUUAAUGCAAUUGGUGUAAUUCUAAGAGCAUUGCUGCUUGUUGCUUCUGGGUUGCAGGUUUUUUUUUUCUUUGCAAGAAGGUCAAAGCUUCAGAAAUUCUCUUGGCACAGGCUUGAGUCUAUGUCCACAAGUUUUCAAACUAAAAAGUUUCCAACACUAAAAAGCACAGUACAACCUUACCUCAGAUGAAUCGUACCUGACCAUUGUCUAGAACACUGCUGCUACAGUGUUGUUUUUUCCUUGUUUAAAACUUAGUCCAAAGUAAAGAAAUAUUUGCAUGUACUCCAUUUCCCUUCCCAUAGACAGGAUUAACUUCAUGCAUAAAAUGUGUUGGAAUGGAUGAUGCCAACAGAGACAUUCCUGUUCACUCGCCUUUAUAAUAGACUUUGCUGGUUGAUGUGAUGCAAAGGAUUUUAUUUAGGGUGAAACCAUUGAAAUUAAACUGAAGGAAAAAAUAAAUCACUGAAUGGCUUUGACGGAAUUGCCGUUUUAAAGCAGCUAAAAGCUAUUUUUCAUAUUUUUGAGAAUAAGUUCAGUUGCAAACUUGAUUUUACAAAGGGAUUUUGAAAGCCUUCCUCCAAGUAUGAGUAAGGACAAUAGGAAAGGUUCUGGAGCGGUGUGAAAGUGUGUGUGUAUGUGUGUGCGCAUGCUCUUCUCUCUGGUGUUAAUUUAUUUUAUCUCUGUUGAAAUGGUUACUGGUAACUAGGGUCUUCAGCACACUCUGACUCGUUGAGGAGCGGGUCUUCAGGUUGAUCACUUUCUGCUGCUGUUAAGCUGCAUGGUGAGGCUUGUAACAGUUGACUGAAAAUAUUCGGAAAGCACCAUUUCUUAACCAUCAUCUGCAGCCUUCGAACAGAAGUCUAUCAUUAGGAAUUUCUAAACAUUGUGGCUUGUUUGUAAUUCAGAUAUUUACAGUUUUUUUAAAACACAGUUUACAGUAUAGAAAAUAUGGUAUUGACUAUAUUGGGGGAUACAUUAAGUAAUAUAUUUUUAGUUAAAAAGUUAAUAGUA